Messenger RNA from Anastrepha obliqua, 3009 nucleotides. It is a transcript of the gene ogre, whose product is annotated as innexin inx1. Bases 1115 to 2203 code for a protein of 362 amino acids. The record is from RefSeq and is a predicted model, not a curated record. The transcript is spliced from 6 exons. Gene Ontology annotation, molecular function: gap junction channel activity. Lineage: Eukaryota; Metazoa; Arthropoda; Insecta; Diptera; Tephritidae. Gene Ontology annotation, cellular component: gap junction; plasma membrane.
CAGUACUCAGAGCUAGCCAGCACAAGACGGCGCGUGAAUACACAGUGUCGAGCCAGCGUAUGAAACAAGCUCACCGCAGCAGUCGUCAGACUAGCCAGCGAGACUCUAGCACAAAUAGUGAACGAUUACGAGAUUUUUGUUUUUUUCUCAUAAUAAGAAUGAUUAUAUUUUAGAAAAUCUUUGUACAACGAAUUUACCACAAGCAAAAAACAAAAAACAAAAUCUCAGUGUUUUAAAAACAUUUUCAAAUAUUCAAAUAAAUAAAUACGAAAUAUUGUGUUUUGAGGCGUAAAAUGUUGCCAUGGAUUUUCGUGGUAUUUAACGCGGCGAUCAAGUGAAAGAAAAAACUAUAAAAGGUGUGUAUUUGUAUUCAUAGUUAUUCACAGCAGCUGUCUUGAUUAGCAGCUACGAAGUGUCAAAAAUCGCAGCAUGCAGCUACUUCCUUUGAUCCGGAGUGAAAGAAAUUGCGCCUUUUCGGCUACGAAUGUUUGAGGAAGUCGCGCAACUUAAUCCUUAUCAGCCAAACAGCUUAGCUAUCUGCCAGCUUACACACACACAUACAUACAUAUGUGGACGGUGCGUGAGUGAGUGGUUGUGUUUUGAACAACAAACAUAAAUACAUACAAAAGUGCAAGAAGAAAUAAGAAACGGUUGUGCGCGGUAAAUAAAUAAUAAUAAAUUGCAUAGGCAAGGAUUUAUAGCUGCUGUAGAAAUAGGAGAAUCCCAAGCGCCAAUAUUUGUGCGGACAGCUGUUGUGUAACUGAUAUGAAUUUGCAAGAGCGUUUGAUGUUUCUACGUCUGCCUACAUACAACCAUACUUCGAUAGUGACUCAUUUAACAUUCGACUCAUACAACAACAACGAUUGACCUUCGGAAUAUUGCACUUAGAAACGAGGAAAUUCAUUACUUUGAUUUAUUUAGUUACUCACUGCCAUUUGGAUUGGCGCUGCUGAUUACAAGGACAAAUAUUCCAAGGAUUUGCAUUUACACACUGCCAAUUUGCUAUUCUAUUUUAUACCUAAUCUACAUUGCGAGAGAGCGAGAGACAGCUAGCGAGAGAGAGCGAGAGAGAUCGCAGAAUAUUACGUCACUAAAUUGAAAUUAAUGCAACAAAAUGUAUAAGUUACUGGUCGGUUUGAAAUCUUAUCUGAAAUGGCAGCCCGUUCAGACGGACAAUGCCAUCUUUCGACUGCACAACUCAUUUACGACCGUGUUGUUGCUCACCUGCAGUAUGAUCAUUACGGCCACACAAUUUGUAGGUCAGCCGAUUAGUUGCAUUGUGAGCGGCAUACCGACGCACGUGGUGAAUACGUUCUGUUGGAUUCACAGCACGUUUACGAUGCCAGACGCAUUCAAGCGACAGGUCGGCCGCGAAGUUGCUCAUCCCGGUGUUGCCAACGAUUUCAACGACGAGGAUGCCAAGAAAUAUUACACGUACUACCAAUGGGUCUGCUUCGUACUCUUCUUCCAGGCCAUUGCUUGCUACACGCCCAAGUUCUUGUGGGACAAAUUCGAAGGCGGACUCAUGCGCAUGAUCGUAAUGGGUUUAAAUCUGACGAUUUGCACGCGCAAGGAGAAGGAAGCCAAACGUGACGCAUUACUGGACUAUUUAAUCAAGCACGUGAAGCGUCACAAGCUAUACGCUAUCCGCUACUGGGCCUGCGAGGCACUGUGCUUCAUCAAUAUUAUCAUUCAAAUGUAUUUGAUGAAUCGUUUCUUCGAUGGCGAAUUCAUGUCGUACGGCACUCGCAUUAUGCAGCUAUCCGAUGUGCCACAGGAACAGCGCGUCGAUCCCAUGGUUUACAUAUUCCCACGUGUCACCAAGUGCAUCUUCCAUAAAUAUGGUGCUUCCGGCUCGCUGCAGAAGCACGAUUCACUCUGCAUACUGCCGCUGAAUAUUGUUAAUGAAAAGACUUAUGUAUUCAUUUGGUUCUGGUAUAUGAUUCUGCUGGGGCUGCUAAUCGGCCUAAUGAUAUUCCGCGCCUGCAUCAUCUUCUUGCCCAAAUUCCGACCUCGCCUACUCAAUGCUCGCAAUCGUAUGGUACCUAUGGAGAUCUGCCGAUCGCUCUCGCGCAAACUGGACAUCGGCGAUUGGUGGCUCAUCUACAUGCUGGGUCGCAAUUUGGAUCCCGCCAUCUACAAGGACGUGAUGAGUGAAUUUGCCAAGCAGGUCGAACCUUCGAAACAUGAUCGCACCAAAUAAGGUGUGAGUUCAAGGAAUUUGCGAGCAGUCAGGAGGAGGAGUAGUAGUGUUAAUUAAGCGACUCUGUCAAAGUGGAAAAUCUGCCUGAACCCCAAUACGGAAUAUAUUGAUGGUCUAGUUUUUUUUUCAAUUACAUACAUACAUACGUAUAUAGAGAUGUGUAUUGCAAUGGCAACGAAGGAUGAUAGAUUUCUUUUGAUUAGAUUGAUAAACAUCUUUUCACCAUGAAUGGCACCUAAUGAACCCAAAAAAAAUGACAAUCUGAUGUAGUUCUGUGAUUAAGAUAUUUUCUACAAUUCUAAUUAGUAAUUUAUAGAGAAAAAAUGAAUUUUAUGAAAACCAUGAAAGCAGUAAAACCGUUAAAAACCCAAUGAUCACAACUCGCAUCAUUAGCAAAAACAAAAACUAUGAACUUUAUGUACAAGUGUGAAAAACAAAAAGCAUUGCAAAUUAGCUUAUGACCUGAUAUAUGAAAACAGUAUAUGUAGGUAUGUAUGUAUAUCGUACAUAAAUAAAACAUAUAUAAGUAUGUAAUUACUUGUAAGAUUUGAAAUUUAGUGCAUCUUUACUUUAUUCAAAUGUUCGCUUUUGAGUCUUUAAAUUUUUAUAUACUUAUAAUAUAAAAGUUGGCGUAAAUACGAAGAUGUUUUGCAUAAUAUUAAGCGUAGUUAAGUAAUAAAAGAAAGAAUUUACAUAUUUUUUAUAAUAUGCAAUAAAUAUUGUUUUAAGAAAAAUCGGUGAAUUUGAUAAUCAAAUUGGAUUUUAUAAGCCUGUAUACUAAAAUGCAUAAACGAUAUUUUUGUAGA